AUGAGUCCGCGCAGUGUAUCGGACGAGAUGGAAACGGCGCAUGACCGGUCAUGUGUAGCCAAAGACUCAGUUCCCUCUGUCGCCAGUGCUCAUUCCAGAUCGCUUUCCUCAACCAAGCCUGGUCCCUCGAUUCCAACAAGUCUCCUGCCUUCGGCGCCUGAAUCACCCCCCACUCCAGCUCCGAGUCCGACCCCCCAUCGACGAUCCCUGAGUUGGCAGACAGCCGAAGAGGAGGAGGAAGAAGUCUUGCUGAACACUCGGAUACACUUCACCAGUCUUACCAAUGCCAAAAAGCGGAAGUUUCUGGAAGGAGUUCUUGGGCUAUGUGAUCCUAUGACACUUAGCUUCGUUUGGAGUAUGAUAAAUCCUCGGUUAAGGAAAGACCCCUUUAAUGUCUUUCCCAACGAAUUAUGUCUGCGGGUUCUGUCGUUUAUCGAUGAUCCGAAGUCACUAGCAAGAGCAUCACAAGUUUCCAAACGAUGGCGCGAACUCUUGAACGAUGACAUCACCUGGAAGAACCUGUGCGCGAAGCAUCCUUAUGCCUCUCAGAGGCCUACGGAUGACGAUCGAGAAUACCUAGACCCCUUCAACGGGCAGUCUCUGCAUGCUGUAUCCAGUACUCAUUCUCUGAGCGGGUUGCAGAGGAAGUCAACAGCGUCUAGUCCCCAUUCUCGAGACAGCUUUCCGCCGCUCCCACGCUCCUUGUCUGGAGACUGGCUCUCCUCGUCGAGCUACUCCUCGCGGAAACGGCGAGUUCGACCCAUGACCUACAGGUCGCAUUUCAAACAGAAAUACCAGGUGCAAUCAGCGUGGAAUAGAGGCGGGCGCUGCACGCAAAGACAUAUGAGCCCGGACCAGGGAGUUGUCACGAGUCUUCAUUUAACGCCAAAGUAUAUCGUGGUUGCGCUUGAUAAUGCCAAAAUCCAUGUGUACGACACCAACGGAGACAACCAGAAAACACUUCAAGGUCACGUCAUGGGUGUCUGGGCGAUGGUUCCAUGGGAUGACAUUCUUGUGAGCGGUGGCUGCGAUCGAGAAGUCCGGGUGUGGAAUAUGGCCACAGGGGCUGGAAUAUACCUCUUACGUGGACACACAUCCACAGUGCGCUGUUUGAAGAUGUCUGACAAGAACACGGCUAUCUCCGGCUCACGAGACACGACGCUGCGCAUCUGGGAUCUGACCACAGGCACAUGCAAGAAUGUAUUGAUCGGACAUCAAGCAAGUGUUCGCUGCCUGGCCAUACAUGGCGAUAUCGUUGUUUCCGGCAGCUACGAUACUACCGCACGGAUUUGGAGCAUUUCUGAGGGUCGGUGCCUGAGGACUUUAUCCGGCCAUUUCAGCCAGAUUUAUGCGGUCGCCUAUGAUGGCAAACGCAUUGCAACGGGUAGCUUGGACACCACCGUACGCAUGUGGGACCCUCAAACCGGUCAAUGCAAUGGCAUUCUGCAGGGUCAUACCUCUCUAGUAGGACAAUUACAGAUGCGUGGUGAUAUUCUGGUUACCGGCGGCUCCGAUGGCGCGAUACGGAUCUGGUCGCUGAUCACGAAUACACCCAUUCAUCGAGUGGCAGCGCAUGACAACAGUGUUACCAGCCUGCAAUUUGACAGCUCCCGUAUUGUCACCGGUGGCAGUGAUGGCCGCGUGAAAAUUUGGAGUCUGGAGACUGCUCAACUACUGCGAGAAUUGUCCACCCCAGCCGAGGCUGUCUGGAGAGUUGCCUUUGAGGCGGAGAAGGCCGUUAUCAUGGCUAAUAGGUCAGGGCGAACGGUUAUGGAGGUGUGGGACUUCUCAGCGCCACCUGAAGAUAGCGAGGAUGAAGCCGCGAUUGAGAGUACUGCCAGCACACCGGGGCCCUUGCCGACCCCUGUCGAUAGCCGCCACCGGGAACGCUUUUCGGAUCCUACAAUGUCGACAAAUAAUGACAACGAUCAGUCAAUGGCGGAUGCCCCCUUGUCUUGA
This is a messenger RNA of Aspergillus homomorphus CBS 101889, 1959 nucleotides long. Its product is annotated as F-box/WD repeat-containing protein. The transcript is spliced from 4 exons. Gene Ontology annotation, molecular function: protein binding. Bases 1 to 1959 code for a protein of 652 amino acids. NCBI's taxonomy places the organism in Eukaryota, Fungi, Ascomycota, Eurotiomycetes, Eurotiales, Aspergillaceae. The record is from RefSeq and is a predicted model, not a curated record.